CUGCCCCAGCUGUUUCCUGUUGAAAAUGUCUGUGUAAUGUAGAUAAAUGUGAGGGAUUUUCUCUCUAAAUCCGUCUCCUGUUCGCUAAAUCUCACUUCUCCAAAACGAGCCUGCGCAAUGGAACAAAGUCGGAAUAUUGAGAUGUGACAUUGCCCGCAUCUCAUCCUCUUUCUCCCUGUUUUUAAUGACUUUAAACAAGUUCAUUUUCGUCGGGCUUUGUCUUGUGGAGACCCGUGGGGAUGUCUAGCGCUUUUUCCUUUCAGUGGCAUUUAUGUGAUGUCUUCAAGAGUGCGAUGUGCUGUAUCUCCUGUAGCCACACCCUCUCACUACUGCUGUGCGUCCUCACCCUGACUCCGACGGCAACAGGGGCGGGCCCUGAGACCCUGUGCGGGGCGGAGCUGGUCGACACGCUGCAGUUUGUCUGUGGAGAGCGAGGCUUUUAUUUCAAUAAACCAACAGGCUAUGGCCCCAGUGCAAGGCGGUCACGUGGCAUCGUGGACGAGUGCUGCUUCCAAAGCUGUGAGCUGCAGCGCCUUGAGAUGUACUGUGCACCUGUCAAGACUCCCAAGAUUUCUCGCUCUGUGCGUUCACAGCGGCACACAGACAUGCCAAGAGCACCCAAGGUUAGUAGCAGAGCGAACAAGGGGACAGAGCGUAGGACAGCGCCUCAGCCAGACAAGACAAAAAACAAGAAGAGACCUUCACCUGGACAUAGUUCAUCCUUCAAGGAAGUCCACCAGAAAAACUCAAGUCGAGGAAGUUCGGGGGGCAGGAAUUACAGAAUGUAGGGAAGGAGCAAAUGGACAAAUGCCCAGCAACUUGGGAGGAGAGAAGGGAGUGGCCUUACCUGGUACCCCUGUGGAAUGGUUCACUGUAAAACAAAAGAAAGAAGAUGCUAAUAAUGACCUGAAAAGCUCUUCAAAAUGAUUGAAAACAGAGAGCUAGGUGGUGUGUAAGGGUCUGAUGUGGAAAGUUGUGAUUAUUUUAUACACUGCACCAUUCCAUACUGGGAGGAAUUCUUUGCUAAUGCAAUGUAACAGACUAGUUUAGCUGCUAAGACACGAACAAGAGCUUAUUAUACCUCCAUGUGGGAGCUGCAGCCUCCCCAGGCUCCAGGAAAGAUGGGAACGUAUCUGGGCCUCAGCCAAUCAGAGUGGCUCGGUCACAUUUAACAGUUAGUACCCCAGUUCAAAGCUGAUAUAUUACCUUCAGAGUUUGUUUUUAUGCACCAUCCAUUACUGUGGAUAUUUUUAUUAUGUAAAAAAAAAUAAAAAAGGUUUGCUUUAAGGACAAAGACCAGGUGGUUCAUCAGAGUUUGAACAUUGUUGUAGGUAUUUUAACUUGAGCCUAAGUCUAAACCUUACUAAGAGGAGUCGCUGGAAGGUUUGAGAUCAGUCCAAAUCCCUCUUAAGCCCCAGGAAGUGUUCAAAACCUGAGGACUGAGUCUACAAUCCAAACAUUAUAAAAAGAGCUCAAGCACUAUUAGAGGGGAUUUUAAAGAAAGUAGGUAGUACAGAAGGUACUACAAAAACAAGACUGGGAUUUUUCACAUUUUCCAAAACAGAAAAACAAAUUAACCAGAAGCUAAAACUGAGUUCUCGUUUGGUCCUCAGAAGUGUGUCAUUCGGUGAAGUCAAAGUCCAUUUGGCAAACUGAAGCGGAAAAAGUCAAAUAAUGACAAUCAGGCAAAAUGUUUGUCGUCUGCAUCCUUUCACAUGUCAACACCCCAGCCAAAUUUGAUUUUUGACAACAGUUCAGUCAACAUUUCAGUUUGAGUGGAAACCUGUGUUUAACCUUGAACACAGGUUUCCACUCACAACCCGUGUUCAAGGGUAAACACGAUGUUAUGAAAGUUUAGUCAAAGUAAGUGCUCUAAAAAGAAGCAGAACCGUCACACGUAUGAGUUUAAGUGAUUGAUCUUGACCUGGAUAUUUUAUUAGCUUAGGAAGGCUGAGAACUUUGCAACUUUAUCUGAUGGCAAGAGUAGAAUAAACCUCCACUGCAUUCAUUGCAGAGUGCACCCAAGAAACACGCAUAUUUGGUGAACGUUGGCAAAACCACAAGGACAAAUCUUUCUGGUGAUGUGAUGUUCGCAUAUCAGAACACAAAUACACAUACAAAAGCACUCACAAGGUAAAUUAGAGUUGUGCAACUACAAGCAAAGGUCAUGCACACAUACACCAACUUUCAUGAAAAGCCAGUUCUGAGAAGUCCUUGCAUGAGGACUAACAAAAACGGCUGUUUGUUUAAGCCUCCAAAAAAAAAAAAAAAAAGAUUAAAAAAAACGAUAAGAAAAAAAUAAUAAUUGCCCAAGACGACUCAUCUCUGGCUCUGUCUCCUCUGCCUGUGUAUAAUCAAACAGUAUUCCCAUUAUGUUAACCUAUGCAUUACUAUCAUUCAUUGUACAUGAUGGUUUCAUAUAACAAAACUGUAUUAAGAAUCCUAUCCACUGUAUAAUGGUGCUAUUUUGUAGUUUGUUACUUGCAAGAGAUGGCUAAGAGACUGAUGGCAGGGCUUACAUUGGAGGUCUUCCCUUUUGCACAGCCUUGUGGCCACCAUUUUAAUAGUGUUUUUAUUUGUAAGCUGUUUCAAUAAGGUAGUAGUCUAAGCGAGUAAAUGUAUCUGUGUGAAAUCUGUGAAUGCAUGAAGAAUUUAAAAAAAAAAAAAAGGAAAUGAAUAUACCAUGUUGUGUUCCCAAGAAGGCAAAAUGCUAUUUUUUCUACUGUUUUAAAUUAUUUUCUCAAUAUAGAUCCCUUAUGCCAAAUAACUUGACAAAAGAACUGUGAACAAUGAUUCUUCCAAUUGUAUUAAGAUUGUAAAAAGUCAUCGUGUACUUUUGUCUGUCCAGAUGUGUGUGUUGGUGAUAAUUCACCUAACUGGAAGUCAAAGUACCAGCUAUUGAAAUUACUUAAAACGAGACAAUGCAACCUUUGUCAAACAGCAGACAAUCAGCAUACAUCCAACAAAAAUCCCAAAUGUACCCAUUUCAGUAACAUAUUUAGAGUCUGGAUCUUUAAUUUAAUGACAUAAAUAAAAAGAGGUCGUUGCUACUCUCGUAGAGACGGAGUGAUGAACCCUACGAAAGUAGGGCUGUGGACUCAGAGUUGAGUGGUCGAUAGUUUAGUUGACACGCUCUUACCUAAUAACAUUUUUAUUGAUUAUACGGUCCUCAGUCUUACUGGGCUCACAACUAAGGACUCACCCAAACCUGAGUACAUUGACAGUAUAUAAGAUGAGCACUGUGAAGUCUUGAGCUGAUUUAUUUAUUCCUUUUUUUUUUUACCAUUCUUGGUGCUUUGAAACCAGAAAAGAUGAACUUUGAAACCACACAAAUUUAGGACCAAAAGUAAUUUUGAAUCUGCAGGAGUCACCCUCUGGUAGCAUUUGAAAAGAAUGCAGGUUUAAACCUCUUCUGCUUUGGCAUCUGGUUGCCUAUGCCUAUGAGUGUCGGCUAGCCAAUGUAGUUAUUAUUUAUAGAUUUAAUUAACUAUUACUCAGAGUCGGUUCCAAAGUAAUUGACGACAUUUAAAGUUCGCAGCAUUUUGAAAAUCACAGUUCAACUACCAACAAACCACAUCACCUAAAAAUUGUAAGCCAACAUGUCUGCCUUAGUAUAUUUUAAUAUAUUUUUUCUGAUAAUAACUUACACCUGCAGAUUUAUCCAGAUACAGCUUCACUGGCUUCAGCAGAUAAGACUAAAAUGGGUAUGACAUACAGUGAAGGAUUAGGGUCAUUGAAAAAAAUAUCUUUGAGUCGGACCUGUGCCUGUCAACAUGGAAAAUAAUGGCAUAAAGUUCAAUAUUUUAUUCUAUUUAACUAAAAUUAAAGAGCUGUUUCACAGAGAUUGUGAGCUCUUCUGAAAACUACUCCAUUAGCAUGGGAAAACAAUCACCACCACAAGUUGUACUUAAAAUGUUAAUAAAAUUCCUGCUGCUAUCUCAAAACUCCAGAUUUUUUUUUAAAAACCCCAGAGGAUUAUUUUUAUCUUUGUUUUUUUUAUUGUUGUUGUUGUUGUUGUUGUUUUAGCUAUUAGAAAACUAGCAAAGCCAUUUGCAGAUAUAUUAACUUUAUAACUUUAACACAGUGGUUCAGCAGAGCUUAGAAAAAUACAGCCAUAAUUGCAGUUUUCCCAUUCUUCCCGUUCCCACUCCUGGCUAAUUGCCUGUAACACACUUCUCCAUUAUUUAGUCUGUUGGUGCUAACAGUCGUGACAGAAAAGAAGUGAUCUUCCCACAAAAUAAAUGUAGGGCUGAAUUAUUAAUUGUUCUUUGUCUCUACAUUUUUUUAUUUAGCCAGUUAGCUUAGCUUGCUGUACUCAAUGUAAUCCGCCCACUAGCAAUCCUAAAGCUCACAGAUUAACACAGGAAGUGAACCCUGUGUGUUAUUUCACCUCAAUUUUUAAAGAUUAGAUAAACAAGAUUCUGAGCUUUAGAGGAGCUUUAAAAAAUAAAUAAAUAAAACCCUCUGGGCAGAGCCAAGGCAGCUGUUCUCUGUUCCUAGCUAACAUUGCUAAGCUAAACUAACGGGCUACUGAACCUGGCUUCAUAUUUAAGCUACAGUUAAAAAUUAAAUUAGCCCAUGUUGAGAACUGAACUAAGAUUGCAUUGUCUGGCUUUAAGAGUAACCCAGGAGUUUAAUUUAUCUUGUCCAAAACAUUUGUUAUCAAUUCUCAAUUAAAACUUAUUUUCACAGAUUAAUUUAAAAGUGUGUUUUUGUUUCUAAAAAGGUUGUAUAAUGUGGAUUUGCUAUAUUCUUUAGUGUUUAUUCUAAGCAAACUGUCUUAUUAGUCGACCUGGCAGCAGAAAUGAAAUAGGAAGCUGGCUGGAGAACAGCUCUGGUCCUCCCAGAUCUUCAGAUAAAUGGUAUAAACCAAAGACUUUUUGAUUAAAGUGAAGCCUCACUCACCAUUAUUGUAUCAUGAAUGAAACCAAUGAGCUGUUCAUUAAAUAUCAAAUGAUGGUAUCACUGUCUCAAUUUCACUACAACAACAGUACACCCGUCACACUAUGUUUCUGGUACCUGAAAUACAGUUUGUGCAUUAAAAAACAGAAGCUGCAACAACCAUCUUCAAACAAUGAAUGAAACAUUCCAGUUUGUCAGUGGUAUGCAAUGAUCAAUAAAGCCUGGAUCAUGGGAGCGUGUGAGUCAUUCAUGAUUAUAUGAGGUGUUAUACGAGAUGAUACAAUUUCCUGAAGGUCACUGUCCAAAACAACUGUCUGAUUGGAGCGCUGUUAUUCAUGGUGCUUGAUUGCCUUCUGUAGACAAAAAAAAAAAAAAAUACUGACAAACUGUUCACCAUUCCUGCUGAAUAAACCACUUGUCAACAUCACAGAAAUGGCUG
Molecule: messenger RNA, 5341 nt
Organism: Pelmatolapia mariae (spotted tilapia)
Lineage: Eukaryota; Metazoa; Chordata; Actinopteri; Cichliformes; Cichlidae
Gene: igf1
Product: insulin-like growth factor 1
Exons: 5
Coding region: 240-788 (182 amino acids)
Biological process (GO): positive regulation of cell population proliferation; regulation of protein phosphorylation; positive regulation of phosphatidylinositol 3-kinase/protein kinase B signal transduction
Cellular component (GO): extracellular region
Molecular function (GO): growth factor activity; hormone activity; insulin-like growth factor receptor binding
Source: RefSeq, a predicted model, not a curated record